AUGACAACUACGAGAGCAAUGAUUUCGGACAGGGUGAACUUCAAUCGUACUGAGGCCUGUGUACGCAUUUCAUUGUUGGACAUUCGUCCAUCACUUCGAGGCUCCCCUUUCGCUGCGCAGGUAGGCGCCACACGACCAGUCCUUACUGCACGAGAGACCAAAUACGGUGACUGGUCCGAGCAUCUUUUUCCAACCAGUCCGCCCAGUCGAAAGGACCUAACAGACCGGAUUGUGACUGAUUCGAAUUUGGGCCUUAUCGAUCGUGCCACGGACAGACACGUGGACUGCCGUGCAAAUGUAAUGCGCAGUCGUGCUGUCCACUGCCCGACUUCGAACGGCAAGUCA
Protopolystoma xenopodis is the source of this 345-nucleotide messenger RNA. The record is from the annotation of a GenBank genome assembly. NCBI's taxonomy places the organism in Eukaryota, Metazoa, Platyhelminthes, Monogenea, Polystomatidea, Polystomatidae.